Aedes aegypti (yellow fever mosquito) is the source of this 1348-nucleotide messenger RNA. Its product is annotated as mitochondrial tRNA-specific 2-thiouridylase 1. Gene Ontology annotation, cellular component: mitochondrion. The record is from RefSeq and is a predicted model, not a curated record. The coding region runs from base 161 to 1294 and encodes 377 amino acids. Gene Ontology annotation, biological process: tRNA wobble position uridine thiolation. Gene Ontology annotation, molecular function: sulfurtransferase activity. The transcript has 4 exons. Lineage: Eukaryota; Metazoa; Arthropoda; Insecta; Diptera; Culicidae.
UAACGGCACCAGUGUUUGUUUUGCGUUACGAAUUAAUCACAUGAAUGAAUGUGUGAUUGUUGAAUGGGAUUUACGUUGUGUAACUACGCUCGGCGUACGCAAGUAUUUUUCUGCUGAUUUUAGGGACGGAUCGAUUUUGGAUUAUGCUUGAACCAGAGCCAUGUUCAAACGAGUCGUGGUCGGUGUGUCCGGCGGGGUGGACAGCGCCGUCACAGCUUACAUGCUGAAACAGAAAGGCUUCGACGUUCGUGGUGCAUGCAUGAAAAACUGGGAUCUGAUCGACGAAGCUGGUUAUUGUUCCGGCGAGCAGGAUUGGUUGGACGCGCAGAAGCUGUGCCGCCAGCUACGCAUCCCACUCGAGCAGAUAAACUUCGUCAAAGACUAUUGGCUGGAGGUGUUCGGGAGUUUCCUCAAGGACUACGACACGGGUAUAACCCCUAACCCGGACAUCCUGUGCAAUCGCCACAUCAAGUUCAAUCUCUUCUACAAGCAUGCCCGCGAGAAGAUGGGGGCCGAUGCGAUAGCUACCGGCCAUUACGCCCGGACCAACUUUGGCCCUUUUUUGGAGAAAUACGACGAGCAUGGGCCGAUUCGAUUGCUGGCUGGCGUAGAUGACAUCAAGGAUCAGACGUUCUUCCUGUCGCAGAUAAGCGCGGAAGCGCUGCGCAGAACCAUGUUCCCGAUAGGUGCCAUGACCAAGGCACAGGUGAAGCAGUACGCGGCCGAAGUGGGACUGGAGGCGUUUGCCCGCAAGAAGGAAAGCAUGGGCAUCUGCUUUGUGGGGAAAAGAAGCUUCCAGGACUUUAUCGCUGAGUAUAUCGAUACGAAGCCGGGCGACUUCGUGGACUUUGAUACGGGGAAGGUGGUGGGGACGCAUAAAGGGCUCCACCACUGGACAGUGGGUCAGAAGGCCAAGAUCGGAGGAUGCUUGCAGCCGUAUUUUGUGUUCCAGAAAGAUGUGAAUAGGAAUGUUAUUUUUGUGGUAUCGGGGACGGAUCAUCCGUUGCUGGUGACGGAUAUGGUCUAUGUGGAGAACCCGGUGUGGAUUAAUAAGCCAGACCGACUGGCUGAUGGAGUAUUUCGUUGUCAGUUUAGGUUUCAACACACAAAACCCCUGGUGCAUUGUAGUUUGAUUGAGUCCAGUGAAGACGGGAACAGAAUGUUUGUUAAGCUUGAUGAACCGUUACGAGCGAUUACACCUGGUCAAUAUGCUGUGUUCUAUAAGGAUGAGGAAUGCUUCGGUAGUGCUAGGAUAGUGAAACCCGGUCCUUCAAUUGUGUACUGCCAACGGUAGCAUUUGGUGUGAUCAGGUUAGUCAAUUUAUAAAUAAAUGUUAUUAAUGGGUUUA